This is a messenger RNA of Penaeus monodon (black tiger shrimp), 94 nucleotides long. RefSeq lists its product as uncharacterized. Lineage: Eukaryota; Metazoa; Arthropoda; Malacostraca; Decapoda; Penaeidae. The record is from RefSeq and is a predicted model, not a curated record.
UGAUGUCUUGGCGUGACCGACAGAUGUUCCAACGAGACACCGACAGCAGCGAAGGACUCCCAGAACUCGAUCUGCCUCGGCUCCAUAAGGUACC